AAAAACGCAACAAGAAAACUAAAUAUUUAACAUCAUUGUUUAAAUAAAUAUGGCUUCGCCACCUGAAAGUCCCAUCGAGGAGGUGGUUUAUGAACUAGAACAAACACGAGUGCCUAAACCAAUACCCGUUGCACUAGAGGAUUUGUGCCGUCAAACAAAAUUUACAAAACAGGAAAUACGUGUCAUGUAUAGAGGAUUUAAAACGGAAUGUCCUGAAGGUGUGGUGCACGAAGACUCUUUCAAGGAUAUUUAUGCAAAAUUUUUUCCACAUGGCAAUUCAAGUUUAUACGCUCAUUAUGUGUUCAAAGCAUUCGAUGUGAACUGCAAUGGUGCCAUCAGUUUUCGGGAUUUAUUGGUUACGCUGUCGACAUUAUUACGUGGUUCAGUUUACGAGCGUUUACGUUGGACAUUUAAACUUUACGAUUUGAAUGGGGAUGGUCGCAUCAGUCGUUCGGAAUUAAGUGAAAUUGUUUUGGCCAUACACGAGCUGAUGGGUCGGAGGGCGCAUCAGCCGGAAGAUGAUCGAAAAGCCAGAGAUCAGGUCGAUCGUGUUUUUCGCAAACUCGAUCUCAAUCAAGAUGGUAUCAUAACAAUUGAAGAAUUUCUGGAGGCAUGCCUUAAAGAUGAUCUUGUCACAAGAUCUUUACAAAUGUUCGACAAUGACCUUUGAUGACCCGCAACCGAUUAUGAAAUACGAAAUAAUCGUAACACAAUAUCUUUAAUAGAUCUUUAAACAGCAACAUUAACAACCCAAA
This is a messenger RNA of Calliphora vicina (urban bluebottle blowfly), 755 nucleotides long. Its product is annotated as Kv channel-interacting protein 1. The transcript is spliced from 5 exons. Bases 50 to 670 code for a protein of 206 amino acids. Gene Ontology annotation, molecular function: calcium ion binding. Lineage: Eukaryota; Metazoa; Arthropoda; Insecta; Diptera; Calliphoridae. The record is from RefSeq and is a predicted model, not a curated record.